AUGGCAAAGAACACUAAGCAAUCUUUUGAGUUUAACCGAACCGAACGAUUACGCAGAACGAUAUUCCUCGAAGACUCGUCUGAAGAUGAAUCGUUGGAAUAUACUAACAGGACAAAUACAAGAGAUAAUUGGAAUAAACCACUUGCCACUUUAAUAAAGCCAAAACCAAAAGUCAAAGUUGGAGGCCGUGCUGAUUCCCUACCUGUUUCUAUUAAGCCGGUUAAAGCCGUUAAAAAAAGAAAACCCAUAGUAACCGAUCGUACGGUUUCCGUUAAUGUGUCUAACGUAAAACCGAAACAAGUGGAACCGGCUAAUAUUAAAAUCGAAAAUAAACAAUUGGCCAAUCAAACUUCAACAAAAUUCAAAAGACACGUAUAA
Macrosiphum euphorbiae (potato aphid) is the source of this 378-nucleotide messenger RNA. The record is from the annotation of a GenBank genome assembly. NCBI's taxonomy places the organism in Eukaryota, Metazoa, Arthropoda, Insecta, Hemiptera, Aphididae.